CACAUCACGGCUGGUUCGACAUGACUUCUGGAGUAACGCCGUGCACAUAUCGGUCAAUUGUUAGGGAGGUGUACAAGGCGUCUGUACAUCCGCGCUCGACAAGGAGUAAAGUCAUAUCCUCCAACUUCCGGGCCAUUUUCGAACAAUGUCGUCAAGGUGAUGAGCAAGCACACCUGAGUCAUGACUUGCAGAACGCGCUAACGUUCAUGCACUCGCAACGGAUACACAAGGAACUGCUUGAACGGUAUAACCCUCUUCAUGACCUCACUGUGGAGGAGAGGAUCAAAGCUACAGCUCGUCGUGUUGGCCUUGACAUGCCUGUAAAAGCUCCAACGGACAAGGAGUAAUAUCGUCAAUAAUACCAUCAUCGUUAGCAAAGCGACGUGCCGUGCAGUGGAAUGACUGUCCUCCUCACGUAGAGGCUUCAUCCAUCGGGUACACCCAAUACCAUCUCCG
Messenger RNA from Somion occarium, 456 nucleotides. The record is from the annotation of a GenBank genome assembly. Lineage: Eukaryota; Fungi; Basidiomycota; Agaricomycetes; Polyporales; Cerrenaceae.